AUGGCUGACACGAUCCUGCUGUUUUCUUGGUUAGGACAUCAUGGUCAUGUCAACAACGUCACCUAUGUCAGAUACGCCGAGACCGCUCGAGUCAAUUGGACACGCAAUAUCGGCAUUCACAUUGAUCCUACAAAUAAGAAAGAAUGGCUCAACUUGCUCAACUCAACAGGAAUCGGACUUAUCUUGCGAAGUAUCAAGAUCAAUUACAAAUUUCCCAUGAAAUCACCAGACAAGAUCACGGUUUACCAAAAGCUCGUUCACGAUCCAUCUUCCUCAUUAUUCUCACACUCUGCCUUUGAGCUUCAGGUCAUGAUUUUAUCCGAGGCUCGCCAGCGGCUUGCAGCAUACUGUUAUGAGGAUAUCGUCACCUACGAUUAUAUUAAGAAUCGAAAGACCCCUGAACUCCCGCCUUUCAUGCUCGAUCAAUUCAAGACUAUCUGGGAGCAACAAUUGAAGGCGGAGGCAGAAUGGAAACAGCGAAUUCUGGAGAUUGAGAGCCGAGUCCGAACGCUAGAGGUUGAAAGCUGGGACCGGGCUGAUGCAGUUGAAGAUACUGGAUCUGCAAAGCAAUGA
Penicillium malachiteum is the source of this 573-nucleotide messenger RNA. RefSeq names its product thioesterase family protein. NCBI's taxonomy places the organism in Eukaryota, Fungi, Ascomycota, Eurotiomycetes, Eurotiales, Aspergillaceae. The record is from RefSeq and is a predicted model, not a curated record. Bases 1 to 573 code for a protein of 190 amino acids. Gene Ontology annotation, molecular function: fatty acyl-CoA hydrolase activity. The transcript has 3 exons.